AUCGCGUGGAAUGGCCGACGUCGCAGUGGCACUCAGUUGUAAAUCGCGCCACACAAUAAUGCAUAAUCGCGCCUAGCCUAACUAAAUCAUACGUGUUGUGUGUGCGUCGCGUGAGUGUCCCACACCGCCAGCGAACGAACGAAUUCGAGUCGGCCUGGAUGCGAAUAUUAUGUGCGACGUGCAGUGUGCGCUCGCGAUGAAGUCCACCGAUUGCGACAGCACGCAGCCGGAGCCCGACCAGCUGCCGCCCGCUGAAGUCUCGCGCCUUAAGCGCACAUUCACGCUGCCGCGGAAUCCUCUCACGCGUAUCUCCAAGCGCAAGCCGAAGACAACGCCGCCGGCGGACAACAACAACGCUGACACACUGCAGCCGCCCGGCGAUGUGCGUUCGGCGACGCUGGCGCGUCCAAACAAUCGCGACGCUGAUGAUGUCCAUCGCGCCAGCAAGAAGGUAUUCCGUCGGCCGUCCUUCCGUAAGUUUAUCAAUAAAAUCGCCCAGCACAUCGGCGGCGUCCAGCUGCCGAACGGCGAAAGUCGCGUGCCGCCCGUCGGCCUGCAGACUUGGGGCCCGGACGACACGCCCGGCGUCACCGGCCUGCGCAACCACGGUAACACCUGCUUCAUCAACGCCGUCCUGCAGUGCAUCUCGCACACGGACGUCCUUGCCGAGUACUUCGUCCUGGACCGCUACAAGAUCGACCUGUCGCGCCGCAACAAGCUCAACUCGAAGAAGCACGGCACCAAGGGCGAAGUCACCGAGCAGCUGGCCGUCCUGCUGAAAGCACUCUGGUCGUGCCAGUACAACCCCGAGUUCUCCACCAUCUUCAAGCAGAUCGUCGAGCGUUAUGGGGUGCAGUACAAGGGCACGCAACAACACGACGCGCUCGAAUUCCUCAUCUGGCUGCUGGACAAAGUCCACGAGGACCUCAACAUGGCACCCAAGAAGAAAUUCAGAUCCAUCAAGACACUGGGCCGACCCGACGAGGUGAUUGCCGCCGAGACGCUGGAAAACUACCGUCGGCAGAACAACUCCUUCAUUCAUAGCGUCUUUCAGGCGCAGUAUCGCUCCUCGUUGAGUUGUCCACGAUGCCUAACGCAAUCCAACACCUUCGAUCCGUUCCAAUGCAUCUCAGUACAGCUGCCGCAACUCUUCAGGCAUUCCGUCUAUGUUACAGUGUUGUACACGUCGCAGCAGCCGCGCGAGGUGAAAAUUGGCGUGUCGCUUCCAUCAGGUGCCACCGUAUCGGAACUGCGUGAUUUGCUCGAGUCGGACACGUCAAUCGCGCGCACUGAUAUGCUGCUCACCGAGAUUGGUGAUCAUGGUUUUCUGCGUACGUUCACCGACGCGCAGAGCGUCAACGGCAUUACCGAGGUGGAUCCAGUCUACUGCAUCGAAGUGCCGCAGUUAAAGGACGUGGACGAGGAGACGCAGGGCGCCUACGUGCUGCUGUGCUGGAUCAAUGCGGUGGAGGAUGCAAAGGAUGCCAAAAAUAACAAUAGCUUUAAGAGAUUCGGAAGUCCCUACACGAUGCAAGUGAACAGGGAGACGUCGUACGCCGACCUGCAGAAGCUGAUGCUGAAGGAGAUGGCGCCGAUACUGCACGAUGACAUUCUCACAUCAUCCCAGCCAGCAGGCGUGUAUAAAAUGCGCAUUUCCGAUCCGGCGUACAACUUUAACGAGCCGGCGACUUAUCUGGAGCCCUCAUUAGAGCAUCCUUUGUUUAUGGAGGCAAUCGAUCAGGCGCUGGCGUUGUGCAGCGAGGACGGAGGCCCGCCGCAUGUGAAACUUGUACUGGAGUGGAGCGCUGACGCUAAACGGACGAUCAUCGCCGAUGACAGCGAGUUGGUCGAAGAGCACUCCAGUGUCAAGCAGUUGAAAACGCAGGCGUUGCAGGGCGGCGCGCCGCUUACGCUUGAAGAGUGUCUGCGGCAUUACACGAAAGCUGAGACACUGGAUGAUGCAUGGCGGUGUCCACAGUGCCAGAAAUAUCAGCCGGUUAUCAAGACGCUGGACAUGUGGAGUCUGCCGGAUAUCCUCGUCUUUCACUUCAAGCGUUUCAGGCAGCAGACGGUGAAGGGCCGCACGAGCAGCACGAAACUCACCACAAUGGUGGAUUUCCCAGUGCAUGCGUUUGACAUGACGCCACAUCUCGCCAAUAAAUCGAAUGCUAAUCUCCAUCAGCAACAGCAACCGCCAACGGAGCAGUCGAAUCCGGUUAUUAUGAACGGUGUCAAUUGGUCGCCGUGGAAACGCUCGCGUAAACAAUCCACCAUUAAUGAUAACACCUACGACUUGUAUGCGGUAUGCUACCAUCACGGCACGGAUCUUGAAACCGGGCAUUACACUGCAGCGUGUAAAAAUCCAUACGAUAACAACUGGUAUUUGUACGAUGAUGCAAAAGUGACGAAUUUAAGCGCGGAAAGUGCUGAAAUUGGCGCUGAACUUGUCAAUAACAGUGCGUACAUCUUGUUUUAUCAGAAACGCACCGGGAUUUACGUGAGCAGCAGUUCGAAUUCAAGCAGCGCCGCCAGUACAAGUUCAGUUGGUUCCAUUGGUGACCACUGGGUGGUACGCAUGCCCAAGUUUGUCCCUCCGAAGCUCAACAAGGAGAAAGAAAAAGAAAAAGAGAAGAAACCUACUUUGCCGACUGUGACGAACACUAUGAAAUCGGCGAGCAACACGAAUAUCUCUACGAAUGCAACAAAAGUGAACAACGAAGCAACGGCGCCCAUCGUCAGCAGCAACUCGAUUGAAUUAGAACUGGACGAUGUUGCGAUUGCGGACACUGCGGACAAUCGCAAUGAGGUCGAUAUGAACAAGGAGGAUAUUAAACUCGUCGAUGAGGUGACAUUGCGCAAUUCGCAGAAUACAAUCUACAACAGCAACAAUUCCAUCCGGAAGGUGGACGAGAAGAACGAGAAUAAAAAGUACAUUACUGGUAUUUACAUAAAUGGCACCGACGAUCCGGAGAGAAAGUGUAAGAGCCUGGUGGUCGAGGCCGACACUAAAUGUGUUAUAAACAAGGAGAGAUUGAGCUGGAUGUCGCCGCAACCGAUGCGCAAAUUGCACGAGUCGCAGGUGUCGGUCUGAACGUUUUUUAUGUGUAACAUAUUUGUAUGAAGGCAUACCACUCACUCAUUGCUGCGAAUGUGAAACGUGUAAGAAUGUAGCAUAGGUUUUUACGUUAUUGUUGAUCACAUGAUUGAGCGCGAACCACGACAAGGCCAAACUAGAGAGUCCCAUUUCCAAAAAAAUUCGAUUUACAUUUUGUACAAGCAUUGUGAUUGUGCGUUGUACAGUGAGAUUGAUGAUUGGUAGAGGCAACAAGCAUACGAAAAAUUGUUUAUACAUAUAUACUGGUAUAUUCUGCCUAUUUUUUUAGCGACUCUUCGUAUAAAAAACGUUGAAAGAUACAUUAAUUGUCGAUGUGAAUAGAAUGAAGUCAGAUAUAUUGAUAUGUAAGGUUAAGUGAAGUAGUUCAGUGAUGAAAAAUUGGCAAUUUGAGAGAUAUAUAUACCAAAAACACGGGUUUUUUGAAAGCAGUCAAACGCUCCGAGAAACACACGGAAUAGUUAUGUAAUAAACUGUCGCGUUAAAUUAAUGAAACACAUCGAUUUGGCUAUUAAUUUAUAUUUUCAAAAAAAAAAAUUGAAAAAAAAAAACACGCAGAGAAACCUAUUGUAACUAGCAAAAUAUUUAUUAUUUAUACAGAAUACUACGUUUACGAUAAUUAUACACAUUAAUAUUUUUCUAGUUAGCUGUAAUUGUGAAGUUAAUUAUCUAUUUAAAAAAUUCAGAGCGUUUAUAUUUUCUUUGCUGUGUAUGCAGAAUUUGUGUUGAAUAAGGUCUCACAUUGUUAAUAAUCAUGGAGUCUCGGCGCGAAUUCAUUCAUGUAGAUGCAAAUACAUGUUUUACUCAAGCUUGAUUCGUUGAGAGAGAGUCUCCCUGAUUAGAGAACAUUCUGACUCUGCGAAGUAUUCUUUUUGUUUCUAGAACAAACUGCACUCACUGUGGCAAUGCGUGUUCGACAUCAAUGUUUACUUGGCACAUUCAGCAUGUGUAGCUAUUUGUUAUUGUAUAUUUAUUUCAUUUUUUUAAUUUAUAUCCUCUAUGUAUUGUUAAUUUGACAUGUUUUAGCAAGUUUCAUACUUUUAUUUCACGCACACCGCCAGAGGGCACUCGAUUUCGAUGUUGUCAAUGUUUCACCAUCAUUCAUAGUGAGUUUUUCAAGUGACUACCAGUACAUUGCAAUUACCCAAUCAAACAAAUCGUUAAAUCAUAAAGAACUAAGACUUUUAAAUAUUAAUACAAACAAUAGGCGUUUUGUGUACGACGAAUCGCAUCCCACCGAUCAUGACAGACGAACCAGUUGAGAGAGGUAUUUCAUUUCGCUUUACACUUUAUACAAAUUUUGUGUUCGAUACCAAGGAGAAAAACAAAAUGUAUGCAUAUAUUACUAUUAUAUUUUAGAUAUUUUGCUAGUCAUCUAACAAAUUACAGUAAACGUUAAUCAUUUGUUGUAUGUGGCACAAGUUGUAAACAAAUCAUGUCGUUGGCAACGCAGGAAAUCCAUUUCAAAGCGCGCGCCUGUAUCAUGUUCACACGGAAUUCCCCCGGGUAACAAAUGCGUUACUGCGAUAAUAUUCUCAUACAAUCCGCCAUUCGAUGGCGAAGAUGUGGUGUGACAGAAGAACACUGAACAAAAAUUGAAUAAUAGCCGUAAACCGUCAUUUCUAUUGAUCUACAUGAAGAAUUAUAAUUGCAUACGUGCCUUAAGAUUACAAUUUUAGAUUCCUUUGUUAAUUUCACAUUGAAUAUAUUUGAAUAUAAUACAUAAAUAUAAAAUAGA
Messenger RNA from Dalotia coriaria, 4850 nucleotides. It is a transcript of the gene Usp15-31, whose product is annotated as Ubiquitin specific protease 15/31. The coding region runs from base 170 to 3091 and encodes 973 amino acids. Gene Ontology annotation, biological process: protein deubiquitination. The record is from RefSeq and is a predicted model, not a curated record. The transcript has 6 exons. Gene Ontology annotation, molecular function: cysteine-type deubiquitinase activity. NCBI's taxonomy places the organism in Eukaryota, Metazoa, Arthropoda, Insecta, Coleoptera, Staphylinidae.